Molecule: messenger RNA, 1151 nt
Organism: Carlito syrichta (Philippine tarsier)
Lineage: Eukaryota; Metazoa; Chordata; Mammalia; Primates; Tarsiidae
Product: NADP-dependent malic enzyme, mitochondrial-like
Exons: 9
Coding region: 1-1074 (357 amino acids)
Biological process (GO): malate metabolic process; pyruvate metabolic process
Cellular component (GO): mitochondrion
Molecular function (GO): malate dehydrogenase (decarboxylating) (NAD+) activity; NAD binding; malate dehydrogenase (decarboxylating) (NADP+) activity
Source: RefSeq, a predicted model, not a curated record
AUGGAGAGGCUGAGGUACUGGGAUAACAUGGUGAAGAGCCAAGAAGUCUUGAUGCAGAAAAAGAACAGGUUUGGAAUAAAUUGCCUCAUCCAGUUUGAAGACUUUGCCAAUGCCAACGCCUUCCGCCUGCUCAACAAAUACCGCCACAAGUACUGCAUGUUCAAUGAUGACAUCCAAGGCACAGCCUCCGUUGCUGUGGCAGGGAUUCUGGCUGCUCUGAGAAUCACCAAGAACAAACUCUCCAAUCAUGUGUUUGUUUUCCAAGGUGCAGGUGAGGCAGCCAUGGGCAUCGCUCACCUCCUUGUCAUGGCCCUAGAGAAAGAAGGUGUACCAAAGGCAGAGGCUAUGAGGAAGAUCUGGAUGGUGGACUCCAAGGGGCUCAUUGUCAAGGGGAGGAGCCACUUGAACCAUGAGAAGGAAAUGUUUGCCCAAGACCAUCCUGAAGUGAAGUCCCUGGAGGAGGUGGUGAGGCUGGUGAAGCCCACAGCAAUCAUAGGUGUUGCCGCCAUCGCAGGAGCCUUCACGGAGCAGAUUCUGAGGGACAUGUCCUCCUUCCACGAGCGGCCAAUCAUCUUUGCCCUGAGCAACCCCACCAGCAAGGCCGAGUGCACGGCUGAGAAGUGCUACCGGGUCACCGAGGGCCGAGGGAUUUUUGCCAGCGGAAGUCCUUUUAAGAGUGUGACUCUGGAAGACGGCAAGACCUUCAUUCCUGGGCAGGGAAACAAUGCUUACGUGUUCCCUGGGGUGGCACUGGGAGUCAUCGCCGGCAGGAUCCGGCACAUCCCAGAUGAUAUCUUCCUCCUGACAGCAGAGCAAAUUGCCCAGGAGGUUUCUGAGCACCAUCUGUCCCAAGGGAGACUGUACCCACCACUCAACACCAUCCGAGACGUGUCUCUGAGAAUUGCCAUCAAAGUCCUCGACUACGCGUACAAACACAACCUGGCCUCCUACUACCCGGAACCCAAGGACAAGGAGGCUCUUGUAAGAUCCCUGGUCUACACUCCAGACUAUGACUCCUUUACACUGGACAGCUACACGUGGCCCAAGAAAGCCAUGAAUGUUCAGACGGUCUGAUGUAGUCUCAAGGGCUGGUAUGAGGCUGGAUGAUGCCCAGAGUAAUACCUGCAAUAUAAAUGGGUUCCAAAAUGGCC